Molecule: messenger RNA, 795 nt
Organism: Penicillium expansum
Lineage: Eukaryota; Fungi; Ascomycota; Eurotiomycetes; Eurotiales; Aspergillaceae
Product: Prolyl 4-hydroxylase, alpha subunit
Exons: 2
Coding region: 1-795 (264 amino acids)
Biological process (GO): peptidyl-proline hydroxylation to 4-hydroxy-L-proline
Cellular component (GO): endoplasmic reticulum
Molecular function (GO): L-ascorbic acid binding; procollagen-proline 4-dioxygenase activity; iron ion binding
Source: RefSeq, a predicted model, not a curated record
AUGGAUAUCCUGAGAACACAAAGAUUUACUAUCGCCAUACUACUCUUCGGGUUCUUUUCAUUUAUCCUCAGUGAUCUGAAGUGGGACCUGUCUCCAUCAUAUAUUUGUCGAUUGCUUGGGAAUUACAAGCAUAUCAGCACCGACCUUCAAGUUCAGGUAUUCUCUCGGGACCCUUUGAUUGUGUACAUCGACAACUUUGUAAGCCAGGAUGAGAUCGAUCAUCUGCUCAACAUCAGCGACGGUAGAUGGACACCCUCAAUGGUCUAUCCUGGUGGUAAAUCACAUGUCGACACCAGUCAACGGGUGUCAGAAUCCGCUGUCCUCCCUCGGGACGAAAUCGUUCUUCGAGUCGAAAAGCGGGCUCUCGCAUUACAAGGAUGGCGUGGAGAAAACACGUACAUGCAGAAGAUGAAAACUCAAAGGUACGGAGUCAACGGGUUUUACAAUUUCCACUAUGAUUGGGACAUCCUCGUCAAAGACGGAAACCGAGUGACGACCUACAUGGUUUAUCUCGUUGCUAACUGCACCGGUGGUGGUACCAAUUUCCCGCGGUUGCAGCGGCCGAACGAUUCACGGUGGUGCAAUGUAAUUGAUUGCGAGGAUGAUGAAUACAGUGGUGUCACUUUCAAGCCCAGGGUGGGGGCUGCGGUGUUUUGGGAGAAUAUGCAUCCGAAUGGGUCUUUUCAUCGUGGCGUUCGACACGCAUCCCUUCCUGUCAAGUCCGGGCACAAGGUGGGCUUGAAUAUCUGGGGCUGGGACAAGGAGUGGAGACCACCUGUCGAGCUGGAGGAAUAA